This is a messenger RNA of Patiria miniata (bat star), 1851 nucleotides long. It is a transcript of the gene klhdc3, whose product is annotated as kelch domain-containing protein 3-like. Lineage: Eukaryota; Metazoa; Echinodermata; Asteroidea; Valvatida; Asterinidae. Gene Ontology annotation, molecular function: chromatin binding; protein binding. Gene Ontology annotation, cellular component: cytoplasm. The transcript has 9 exons. The record is from RefSeq and is a predicted model, not a curated record. The coding region runs from base 217 to 1368 and encodes 383 amino acids.
GGGCGCUGUGCGAUAAACAUCUAGAACGGGUAACCACCACGUCCAGGGUAGUCGUCGAUCGUCUUCAACAUUGUGAAGAAAAAUCCUUUUGGGUAUCCAGGAAACGUCAUCAUAUUAUUGAGUUCUUCAGUAGCCUUCUCGUUUGUAUCCAACACUGUGCCUCACCAGCUGACCCCGCCCUCCUUGUGAUGUCAGAGGUCACAUGACAUGUGAAGGAUGCCCCAUUGGACGGUGCACUUGGACGGCGGACCGCGGCGAGUGAACCAUGCGGCCGCGCUGGUCGGCAGCCAGAUCUAUCUGUUUGGUGGAUACUGCACUGGUGGUGAUUACCAUGCCUUGAUCCCCAUCGAUGUCUAUGUAUUAGAUACCGUCUUGUUAAGAUGGAAGAAGUUGCCAUGUGCCAGCAAGGAAGAAAUCACCAAGUGUGUCCCGUACCUACGCUAUGGCCACUCUGUCGUCAACUAUGAAGGGACAAUCUACCUGUGGGGUGGACGGAAUGACAACCACGGCGCAUGCAAUAAUGUAUUCAGCUAUGAUACACAGACUUUGAAGUGGUCCAGACCACACACUAAAGGUGAUAAGCCCGGCGGGCGAGACGGCCACUCGGCGUGCCUGAUAGGGGACCUCAUGUACAUCUUCGGUGGCUUCGAAGACGGAAUGAUGCAGUGCUAUGCUAACACAGUGUACAGCCUGGACUUGACUCUCAUGGUCUGGACAUACGUCAUGGCUAAGGGUGAGAUUCCCCAUUGGAGAGACUUCCACACGGCCACCGCCCACCGCCACCAGAUGAUCGUGUUUGGAGGCCGUGCCGACAAGUCCGGCCCUCACUACACCAACCAGGAGUUCUACUGCAACAAGCUGCAAGUGUUUGACACCCAGACCAAAGUCUGGAGCUCCCCGCCCACAACCGGAGACGUCCCCAUUGGCAGGAGAAGUCACUCUGCUUUCAUCUACAGGGGCAACUUGUACAUAUUUGGCGGCUACAAUGACCUCAUCAAAACACACUUCAACGACCUAUACCGACUUGACCUCAGCAACUACGAGUGGUCAAAGGUCACGACCUUUGGCGAGACGCCUUGUAACCGGCGGCGGCAAUGUUGCAUUGUGGUUCAGGACCAGGUCAUCUUGUUUGGCGGAACAAGUCCUAAAGCUAAAACCAUCCCUGGAGGCUCUGAUGAUGUGAACCUGAUGGACUUGGCUGACCUUCACAUUCUGGACUUUGCCCCUACCCUGAAGACUCUGUGCAAAGUAGCUGCGGUCCGGUACCAGCUGGAUACUACCUGCUUGCCGCUGGACAUCAGGUGGGAGCUGAAAUCAAUGACGACCAACAGCAACAUCAGUCAGCCCCUAGAGAUGGCCCAGGGCUGAUGGGGAAGUUUGCUCAAACUCACUGCCCUUUCCGUGGGCGCUGGUGGCAGACUCGUAUGUGAGUCCUCAAACCUCGACUCCUAGUCUUCAGUGUCAAGUCUGAGUCAUUUGGGAUCGAUUCCAAACCUUUGUCAGAAGUCUUGAAUGCUGAGUCCUAGUCCGAGUCACACGUCACUCUAAUGAAAAAAAUAAUAUAGAAAACCUGACAUUAAAGGCAUAUGUUAUAAUUUGCAUUUUUUCCAAAAGUAACCAAAUUAUUAUCAAAAUGCAAACUUGGAUUAAAGAACAUACUGGUACUAAACACCCCGUGAAAUUAUGAAAUGGCUUGCUGUCGUGAAGAAGAAGUAAAGAAAUGUAGCUGAUUUGCAACGAUCAGUCAAUUGACUGAUUUUUGGAAUAACAGUGCUGUCGACAAAAUCAUGUUUCGUGAUCACAAGGUUGUGCAUGGUUUCUCACUGUUUUCUCGAAAGGUGUACUAGCCAC